AUGUCAAGUGGAUCUGUCAGAGAGAUUUCGCUGAAAGAAAUCGAGCAGGUACAAAAUCUCAUAGAACGAUGUAUGCAACUAUAUAUGAACCCAAAAGAAAUUGUGGAAACUCUACUAACUAAAGCAAAAAUUGAGCGUGCUAUUACAGAAUCUGUUUGGCAAAAGCUUGAAGAACAAAAUCAAGAAUUUUUCAAGGCUUAUUAUUUGAGGUUGAAGCUGAAGGAGCAAAUAACUGAGUUCAACAGGUUGCUUCAGGAACAAGCUGAGUUAAGUCAACUACAAUCACCUGCUGUUGCUUCACUACCCAACUCUAAUGGUUCACAUGUUUCUUCAUUACCUCAGAAUCCAUCUUGCUAUGCCUCUGAGCAAUCCAGUGCAGUUGUGAAGAAGUCAGAGAAUAUGAGACAUUCCACCUUACCUGAUGUGUGUAAUAAUGGCGGCUCGUCGCUGAUCACAAGUAUGCACGAUUUGACUCCGAUAUCUGCUCGUGUCAAUGGGAUUAACAGCCCACCAAGCACGCUUUCAUCUCAACCCGGAUAUUCGGGUAGUCCCCCUUAUAUUUUUGGUCAUGAUGGCACUGUCUUGGAAGUAUGGCCAACUAUUGGUGAUGCAGCGGGUACAUCAUUUAAUAGUGUUGACUCAAACUCCCAUUCUAUGAAUGGAGCACUCAUUGACUCAGAUAUUUCAUCAUUUGGAUCUUUGGGGCAGAUUUCUAGAAACUUCAGCCUUUCAGAUCUGACUGCUGAUUUUUUUCAGAGUUCUGAUUGA
This is a messenger RNA of Vicia villosa (hairy vetch), 768 nucleotides long. RefSeq lists its product as uncharacterized. NCBI's taxonomy places the organism in Eukaryota, Viridiplantae, Streptophyta, Magnoliopsida, Fabales, Fabaceae. The coding region runs from base 1 to 768 and encodes 255 amino acids. The transcript has 5 exons. The record is from RefSeq and is a predicted model, not a curated record.